Bactrocera neohumeralis is the source of this 645-nucleotide messenger RNA. RefSeq lists its product as uncharacterized. The record is from RefSeq and is a predicted model, not a curated record. The transcript has 2 exons. Gene Ontology annotation, molecular function: sequence-specific DNA binding. NCBI's taxonomy places the organism in Eukaryota, Metazoa, Arthropoda, Insecta, Diptera, Tephritidae. The annotation marks the transcript as partial.
AUGGCUUGGCAGCGAUUACUAUCUUCUCAAGAAAUUCUGAGUACCUUAGAAGAGGAAGAGGAUUUACAAGAUGCCACUCAAAUCGAUGCCGUGUACAUCCCCCCGACGGUUGACAAUCUUACAGACGAGGAAGGCCUAGAUGAUGACGCGCUAGGUGAUUUUGACAAUAUUGUGUCCACUGAUAUCGCUGGAACAUAUGAAAUACACACCGAUUUACCCUUAGAGCCUGAAAACACGCAAGGUGAGCUCGGUCCUUCAACAUCGAAGAAGCCAAGACUGUCAAAGAAGUCCCCAAAAUGUGUUCCAGACUGGAAAAAAGAACAUCCGACCUAUAUGAAUUGUCCUACAAGUGAUGAAACAGUAAUGACACAAAAUAUUGAAGAACGUGUAGGUGGAAAAACACCUUUUGAAGUAUUUUCACUAUUUUUUAGUGAUGAAAUUUGGGAACAGAUUGAAAACAUUCAUCUAUGUGAUAAUGCAGAUCUGGAUAAAAAUGAUAAAUUCGCUAAAUUGCGUCCUAUUUUCGAUGUAAUGAAUCAAAAGAAUAUGCAGUUUGGGAUAUUCUCACACAACUUGUCAAUUGACGAAGAAAUGGUGCCGUAUUUUGGACGUCAUAGUUGCAAGAUGUUCAUCAAAGGAAAGCCU